ACAGACAGACAGGCAGGACAGGAACUGAGAUCUGUGAGCAGAGCUGUGUAAAUCUGUUGUUGUGUUCAUGUGAUUUGUGGGCGUUUCAUGAGAAGAGAUAAAGCAGAGACGCUGCUCAUUUCAACUUGUGUUCAAGGUUGGACCCUGAAGAAGAAUCUGAAGUUUGCCUUGGACUGUCGUUUUUGGAUUGAGUCUGUUCAGAUGGAUCUUCUGAACCUCAUGAGGGAAAUCACUGCUUUUGUCUUAUUAAUCCAGUGGACAACGUCUGACAGCAGUUCUCACAGUAUAGUUUCUGUAUGUCGCAAAGAAGCAGAUUAUAACCCUAUAGAAUUGUAUACGUCUCAUGAGUCUAUCCCUUCACCCUUACAUGCUGUGUCUGCGGACCUGAGUGAAUCUCAAUCCUCACUCAAUAUAAGAUGGGCCAUUAAUGUGGAUAGUACCAUUCACACCCUUAAAAGCACAUGGAUACAGGUUACUUCAGAGUUAACUUAUAGAUGUGAAUACCAGCCUCCAUUUACCUCAAAGCAAAUCGAUCUCGAUGCUCUACAACAGCUGUGGUUCAAUUUCACUGUGUCAAAUUUACCCAUUUGUCCUUCAAACAUAUAUACCAUCUGCGCCUAUAACCUACCACCACCACCUGCAGUGGAGGACAAUUAUAUCAAGUCUUUCGAAACAGCUGAAGUCCAAUGGAACGCUCAGAUUUAUUCAGUCCUUCAUGGUGAUAAAAUAGUGGUGAACUUCAAUGCGAGCUCUGCGGCGGACAGAUACACCAUCAAACUGACAAAAAAAGGAGAUGACGUUGAAGAUUUACUAAAAACUGUUGAGAAAAAAGGGGGAUGCAAAGAAUGUCAAGUGGAACUGGAAUACACGGGUCCCUGUGAAGACCUUAAAAUAUGGAUAUUACCUCACUUUGAAGCCUGUUCGCAUGAUAGUUAUGCUCAGCAUGAAGUGAAAUGUACGGACAGGCCUGAUUUGGCCAUUGGUGCUGGAUGCAUGCUGGUGCUUCUUUUCCUUUCGAUACUUCUCUGCUGCUGCAUCCUGUGUCAAAUCCUCUGGUGGGUUCGUGGCUCGAAGCGUGGCUCGUCCGUGCGGGUGUUGGUGGUGUAUCCUGCAGUAGACGGUGUGUUUCAGCGCGCUGUGAUGCUCCUGACUCAAUUCCUGAGGAGUCGCGGUGGUGUAACUGUAGUCAUCGACGUGUGGGAGAGAGGAAGUCUAGCUGAACAAGGGCCGCUCCGCUGGCUCCACACACAGGCCGACCUCGCUGACCGAGUCCUGAUCAUCUUACCACCUCAACGCACACAGACUGACAACCUUAAAUCAAACCUUGUUCCUGGCAUGACCGACGACACCGUUUCAGCGUCUGCCAGCACUCUCUUCACCCUGACCCUCAACCUAGUGUCCAGCGCUGCCCAUGACCCGCACGGUCGGGACAAGUUCUGGGUCAUCAAACUGGACCACGACAACAAGAGCGUGCAAACUGAGCUGAGAGGCUGCAGGACCUUUGUUCUGCCCCGACACUUGGAACGGCUUCAUCAACAGCUGUCGGGUGGAGAGAUCAAGAGCCUGACGCUGCUGACCUGCUUCAGGUCCUUCUACUUCAAAAACGCCUUGGAGCACAUGGAAAUCAAUACAGACUUCCCAACCUGUGCUGAAGCCAACAGCCUGGACGAAAAACCUCAAUUCUUGCUAUAAUAUGUGCCUUUCUGUUUAUUUUUCAUUAUGUUUGUCCUGAAAAAAAAAAAAAGAUGCUUCUUCCAGCAGACUUCAGUUCCAGCUCUGAUCAAACACACCCAAGUAAUGGUGAACACCUUCUUUAGCUGCUUCAGGUCUGUUUGAUUAGGAUUGGAGCUAAACUCUGCAGGACUACCAGCUAAAAAAAAUAUGUUCUAAGUACAUUUUUUUUUUUUUUACAUUUCCAUUACGUUAUGAAAAUGUUAUUUCUGUUAUUUCUCUGACUGUUCAAAAUGUCCAGUUUGUCCAAAUGUUUUAAAACCUUUUUUUUUUUUUUUUGGGUUGUGUGAAUGUUAAAGUAACAUUUUAUUUUGUGACUUUUGAAUAUUAUCUGAACGUUCUGAAACCAGAACAUUUAAAAAUUGUUAGAUGAACAUCCAGCUAAAAUGACACAAGAAGAAAAACGUUCCAUGAAUGAUGUAUAGACAAUGUUAUGCUAACGUUUUGAGAACCAGUCUAUUAAUGUUACUGGAACUGUGAGAGAACCUUUCCACAGUGUUAGCCAAUGGUCUGAGAUCGAUCCUUUCCUAAAAGAUGUGCCAAUUUAUAUGGUGUAAUUAUCAAGUAUAUCGAGAGAAAUCGUUUCUGCUGCUUGUUUGAGUUUUAUUAAUAUAGGGCCUACUGCACUGCGCUGUUAUUCAUUUGCUUAAAACUGAUUUUAUUUAACAAAUUUAAGGAUAUAUCUUUAAUAAACCUUUCUUUCUGUUGUUAUAAUGAUAAUACAUUGAUUAACAGGCAAAUGUCUUAUAUAUUAAAAAUAAGAUCUAUAUACCAAAUAGAUUUAUUGUGAUUGAAUGAUGCAUUGAUUGAAAAAAUAUUGUUCAUAUAUUGUUUUGUAACUUGCGAUUGGUAAAUUAAAGGGGUCAUGAACUGA
Molecule: messenger RNA, 2605 nt
Organism: Megalobrama amblycephala (Wuchang bream)
Lineage: Eukaryota; Metazoa; Chordata; Actinopteri; Cypriniformes; Xenocyprididae
Product: interleukin-17 receptor B-like
Exons: 12
Coding region: 88-1692 (534 amino acids)
Molecular function (GO): interleukin-17 receptor activity
Source: RefSeq, a predicted model, not a curated record